AUGGUGCUUCUGACAUUGCGAGAGAUGACGUCGUGGUUCGAUGUCACUCUUUUCGAAUUGUGGAUACACUUUUUAACACUUAUCAUUUCUUCAGUACUUUUGGUAAGGCUGGAAUUGUUUUCACAGUGUUUUCCAAAUAAAUAUCUUCGAAUACAACUCAAAACAGUUAGAAUUUCUCAAAUUUUUUCAGUGUCUGAAGCUCCACGGCUGCAUCGCAUUCUCUUACAUGUUGGUGGCGAUGCCGCUGUUCCUUGGACUGAUUUUCGUCUAUUAUUUCGUCUUUAUAAUAUACCUCCGAUCGUGCGUCGAGUUCAAAGAUUAUCGGGGUCCAAGUGUCAGGUAUGCACCGCUUCUUUUUUUUUUGACUCUCAGCAAUUUCACCUUCAGAUUCGGACUGAACGUCUUUCGACUGACGUGCAUCACGUGUUUCAUCUAUUUCAUCGUCGAGAAGGUGAGCGGCGAUCUGGAGAAGUCGGAAGUGGCCAAUCGGAACACGUACGGAAUGGUCUUCUUGCCGAUGUGGCUACUUUUGGGCGUCUGGGGACUUCAGAUGUGUCGAGCCACCAAUAACUGA
This is a messenger RNA of Caenorhabditis sp. 36 PRJEB53466, 574 nucleotides long. The record is from the annotation of a GenBank genome assembly. Lineage: Eukaryota; Metazoa; Nematoda; Chromadorea; Rhabditida; Rhabditidae.